Hirsutella rhossiliensis is the source of this 408-nucleotide messenger RNA. RefSeq lists its product as uncharacterized. Lineage: Eukaryota; Fungi; Ascomycota; Sordariomycetes; Hypocreales; Ophiocordycipitaceae. The transcript has a single exon. The record is from RefSeq and is a predicted model, not a curated record. The coding region runs from base 1 to 408 and encodes 135 amino acids.
AUGCCACGUCGGACGAGUCCCCCCCUACGCCGGCUGAUUCGUCGUCCGUCUCCCGGCCAUCAGGCCAAUAUCGUGGCCCUGGGUGGCGUGACCAUCUGGGCCAUCUACCAUGGCCUCGGCAAGCACACAAACGAUGUUCCCGUCUCUGGUUAUGCUCCUCCCGCAUCUCGCACCGACGCCCCCGUUGCGUACACUCAUGUCGAUGCAUGGCAUCCCAUCAUUGCGGACUCCAUAAUCUGGAUCUUCAGCACCGUCGUCAUCAAGCCUUCCGUUUUCUGGCUCUACACGCGAAGCUGUGGCGCUCUCAAGUUCAAGCGCUGGGCAUUCGGUCUCGUGGUGCUGUGCAUCUGCUACGGCGUCACCGUUUUCGUCACCUUGACGACUAGAUGCAGGCCCGUGUCUGAUUAA